AUUUUUAAAGAUUUUUGGUGUUAAACUCAAGACUUUUCACAUUCACACAACACACAACACACAACAUAACCCUUUUCUUUCUUUCUCUGUUUUGCAUUCUUCUAUUCUAACACACACACAGAGAACAGAACAGAACAGUCAUAUUAAACCAUGGUGAGUCCAGUGGUAGUGGGGGAGAGAAUAGGAAAAGAAUACUCAGAGGAGAUUUGGGAGAUGGGAAGGUGUCCUGAGUGGCUGAAACCAAUGCUUAGAGGAAACUAUUUCGUGGGAUGUUCAAUCCAUGGAGAUUCAAACAAAAGUGAAUGCAAUAUGUUCUGUCUCGACUGCAUGGGCAACUCACUCUGUUCCUACUGUUUAUACCAUCACAAACAUCACCACCUCAUUCAGAUUCGGAGGUCGUCUUAUCAUAACGUGGUGAGAGUGAAUGAGAUUCAGAAGUACAUAGACAUUUCUUGUAUUCAGACUUACAUAAUCAACAGUGCCAAGAUUGUGUUCUUGAAUGAGCGUCCUCAGCCUAGACCUGGAAAAGGAGUUACUAAUACUUGUGAGAUUUGUUGCAGAAGCCUUCUUGAUUCUUUUCGUUUCUGCUCUUUGGGUUGCAAGCUGGGAGGAAUGAAGCGGGGUGAUAAAGACUUGACAUUUAUGAUGAAAUCAUCCUCCUCAUCAUCAUCAACAACAACAAUAACAAUAUCAACAAUGAUUGGGAAACACAUGAAGAAGAGAAUGAAGGAGAAUAAUACAAAUUUAAACAUCAAUGGAAAUGGAAAUAGAGGAUCAGAGUCUGAAGAUUCAUGGAGUACUAUUCCAAAGAAUAAGAAGAAGAAGAAGAGGAAGAUGACGAUAGAUGAAAAGGGACAUCAUCAUCAUCAUCAGAAGAUGAUGAUGAUGAUGAUGAAACAGAGCUCUGAAAAUGGUACUUCAAACAUUUCUCCUUCAACUCCCCCAAUUUUCAACCAUCGUAAUGCAAGUAGAAGAAAAGGCAUACCUCAUCGCGCCCCCUUUUAAUAUUCUCCAAUCCAAAUCAACUACAAAGCUCUUUUCUUUUACAUAUAUAUGUACAUAUAGAAUUAGAAACAAACAAUAGAAUUAAGAAUGUUACACAGGCCAUAUCAUAUAUAAUAUAAUAUGUAUAAUUAGCCCAAGUCCUAAAAGAGAUUAGCACGUACGUAGGAGUAGUACUAUAGUUGUACAGUAGAAUGAUUUCAAUAGAAACUGAUAUAUGUAUGUUGUUUGUUUUUUUAGUAGUAGCUAGAACUGUAAAGUAAAUGAAUAAAAAUAUAAAAUGUAUAAAGUUAAAUAUUCUGAUGA
Molecule: messenger RNA, 1308 nt
Organism: Cannabis sativa
Lineage: Eukaryota; Viridiplantae; Streptophyta; Magnoliopsida; Rosales; Cannabaceae
Product: protein RGF1 INDUCIBLE TRANSCRIPTION FACTOR 1
Exons: 4
Coding region: 151-1005 (284 amino acids)
Source: RefSeq, a predicted model, not a curated record